AUGCACAAGAAGAGCAUAGAUAGAACGACCACAUACAGAGCAGAGUGUGAAAAGAGGAAGAAGAGGCGAAAGAGCAAGUACUACGCGCUGGGGCCGGAAGACAAAUCCAAGACGAGCCAGACAGAGCAAAUAUACAACACACAAAGACUGCCAUUGCUACUCUGCCCAACGUUCUCUUCUCUCACCGGAACCGCUAAAGACGACUUUGAGCUGAACCAAACUCCACCAUCCUCUCCACGCCUCUCCCCACACAUUACUCCAUCUUCACUCGAGGCACCAUCACAACUACAAGUCCAAUCGCAAACUCACAGUUUACUUACAUCUCAGUCUCACAUUCUCACCGUAUCACCUCCUCCCUCUCAGUCUUCGUCUCGUCCAUCUUCACCAACACCAUUGGAAACGUCGCCCCUGAUUUCACUGCCUCUCCGUCCAUCUACUCCUACGCAUAAACAUUCAAGCAGUCAUGAUUCAAUUAUUACGUUGUUUGGGCGGGAUAAUGGAGGAGAUAAAGAUGGACACGCAAGUAAUGGAAAUGGUGUGAUUAUAAAUGGUCCUAAUAAUAUGAGUAAUGGUAAUAUGAACAAUAGUGUAGCCGGGAAUACAACCACGCCUAAUGCCAUUACGACCACUGCUACACCGCAGCUUUCCACACGAACCCAUCCGUCAUGUUCACGCUGCCCGCCCGAAGUCUUCCUUACAAUCUUCGAGCUCUUGUGUUCAAUCCAUCAAAGUUCGCUUUUUUCAUGCAUUCUCGUGAACCGGGAAUGGAAUUUUAUUGCUACGAGUGUUUUAUGGAGCAAUCCGCGUUUUUCUCAUAUGCGUGCAUUGGAUAAAUUUAUUGGAACUUUAGAGGCGGGACUUCGGGUUGGAUCCAAAGAAAGGAUAGAAAAUAAGAGUGUUAAGAAGGAUAGAAAAGGGAUAAGUAGCGGUGAAAAUAUAAAAAGGAGCGGUAUUGGUCGUACGCGACGAGAGAGAAAGGAAGUUGGGUUAACGGAGGAGACGACAAGUCGAGUUAGCAGCCAAAUAGAUGUAUCGCAAGUGGAAGGGCAGCUUGAAGAAGCUGAUAAAGCGCUACAGUCCCAUAAUUCACGCUUGUCCAAUCCAUAUCACCACUACCAAUCCUACGUCCGGACGCUCGACCUAACCCACUUAACCGAACACGACCGCAACAGCUCUACCCUUUCCACACAUCUUCUUCGCCUUCUUCCUAUUAUUCACGACGAAGGCUUCACCUCUCUCAACCUUUCCUUUGUGAAAGGUAUCACUAAUGCCUACCUUACGAAACUACUGUCCCCUUUUUUAUCUCACAUCAAAACUUUAAACCUUGCCGGCGGUUCUCGUUCUGAUUCUUGCAUAUCGUCUGUGAUUCCGAAUUGUCUUUCUGUACAGCAUUUGUCACUCGCGUGGAACACGGGAAUAUCGGAUUCGAGUAUUGAAUCCGUUGCGGAGCAUGUUGGUUCAAAGCUGCGAUCGUUGGAUUUGACCAAUUGUGAAAAAGUUAGUGACAGAGCUUUAAUAGCAGUUGCCAAGGGAUGUACUAGGCUAAGAGUAUUAAAAGUGAGUUAUUGUAGGGGUAUUAGCGAAGAAGGUAUUAGCGAAGUAAUGAAGAAAUGUGAAGAGCUGGAGAUAUUGGAUGUGAUUGGCUGUUUGGGAAUUAAUAACGAAUUCGUUAAUACGAUCAGAAACUGGGGCAUAGGAAGAGGAGUUAUGGUUUACACUUUUAGUGGUUCCCGCCGUGGUAACUAA
Paraglomus occultum is the source of this 1746-nucleotide messenger RNA. Lineage: Eukaryota; Fungi; Glomeromycota; Glomeromycetes; Paraglomerales; Paraglomeraceae. The record is from the annotation of a GenBank genome assembly.